AUGGAAGAUACCACAGUCAAACUCUCAGUUGAUCUAAGCAGUAGAGUUUUGCAACAAUUCAACAAAUUUUCCCAUAAAGCCAAUAUCACCAUUGACAUUGGCCCCAACCUUAUGUUGGCGAUCAAAUACCUCGCCGGUUCAUUGAUUCUUUUUAAGACUAUCGACGCUAUCUCGAGUGCUUUUCCUAGAGAUAACAAAAAAUCUAGCAGUAGCAGCAGCAGUAGUAGUAAAACAACGAAAGAAGAAAAGGCCCGAAACUCACCAAAGGUUAUCAAACAAUGA
Mucor velutinosus is the source of this 282-nucleotide messenger RNA. RefSeq lists its product as uncharacterized. The record is from RefSeq and is a predicted model, not a curated record. Lineage: Eukaryota; Fungi; Mucoromycota; Mucoromycetes; Mucorales; Mucoraceae. The transcript is spliced from 2 exons. Bases 1 to 282 code for a protein of 93 amino acids.